CAAGUUAGUGCUUGCUUGUCGACGUCACUUCCGCCUGUUUUUAUUUUUCCCCACUUCUUUUUUUUUUUUUCUUCCGUGUUGGAAUGGCGACAAACGCUGCUGCUGCUGCUGCACCGUUGGAUGAGCACAACGCAGAACAACAGCAAGAGCAACAAGCAGCAAACGAACAAGCAGUCAAAGAACAAGUCAAAGAAGAACAAGUCAAAGAAGAACAAGAAGAAGAAGAAGGCAAAGAAGAAGGCAAAGAAGAACGGAGACAAAACGCUGAAUUUCCCGCCAAAGCCAAAGACGAAGAAGAAUCGGCAGCCACAACCGAGUCGUCGUCCAAGUCGUCGUCCAAGUCGUCCACCACGCUGUUGCAUGAUACUGGCACUAGUGCAGUGCCAUCGUCGUCGCAGACAGUCAGCAAGGCUGCCGCAGUCGAUGUGGUGUCGGCGCGCGUGCUCGUGUCGGGCCAUCUGAAGUGCUCGCUGCUGGUCAACGGCCCGCUUGUGCCUGCCGUCGUCGCAGCCGCUGCCGAGGUCGAGAAGCUGCAACAGCAGCAGCAGCAGCAGCAGCAGCUGGAUGGAGCAGCUGCAACCAGGCCGCGGUCAAAGACAAGGACGACUCCAGCGCUGGCGUCGCUCGCGGCAUUGGCAAUGAGCCAAGCCGCAAGUACGACCUCCAACACAGCCUCAGCCGAGGACGAGGGUGCUAGCCAGAGUCAAGCAACGGAGGACCAGCCACUGGCAUCAAGUGGCAACAAUGCCAAGUCUGCUGCUGCACUGCUCCAGUCGACAGAGAUGACUGCCCGGCAUCUGCUGUACGGGGCGAUGGGCGUGGUACUCACCCCGCUCGCCAAGCCAGACCAAGUUCGAGUCUACCCUGUGAAUCGGAUUCUCGCAGUCGAGUGGGCAUCCCCAGUCGAGCAACUGUUUUUUGAACAGCCAGAUAGAUUGACAGCGACGCCAGCAACAGAGCCCGUCUCAACCAGCGAACCACUUGCUACUGCUCCAGCUGCAACUGCUUCAACGACACUGUCAGCCCCGUUGGAUAUUCCUCCCAAUUCCGCGCCAAGCAGCAGCAGCAACAACAACAACAACAGCAACAACAGCACCAGCACAUCUCGCUUUGACUAUCCGUUCACAGUCCCAAAGCCAUCCAACAUGCCGCCGCCGUCGACAGAAACCUCCCUCACACUCCACCUUGUGGAUAGUACCUCGCACAAGCGUCGAUGGGUGAAGCGCACCCUUCUGCUGAGCUUUGAAUCCGUUGCCCACGCCACCGUGGUCUACGAAAUGCUGGUAGCCAUGCUGGUCACCCAGGCGCAACGCCCAACCCGUUUGAUUGCGAUUGUCAACCCUGUGGGUGGUCGGAAGCAGGCUCGCAUGGUCAUGGCGUCGGUCGUGCAGCCAUUGCUCGAGCUUGUCCAGAUCCCGUGCCAAGCGCUCGAGACCCAGGCAGCUGGGCAGGCAAAGGACCUCGCCCAAGGACUGGACUUGAAUGCUCUCAGUGGCAUUCUCUGUGUCGGAGGCGAUGGCACCGUGUCGGAUGUGGUCCACGGCCUGCUGGCCAACCCGUCCUGGAACCCGUCGCGCCCCACGCCCGUCGGACUCAUUCCGGCCGGCUCAACAGACACCAUCAUGUACUCGACCAUUGGUUGCAACGACCGAGUCACCGCCGUGCUGCAAGUGAUUCUGGGCGAGACUCUCGGCAUGGAUGUGGCGAGCGUUCGGCAGCAGGGAUCGGUUCAACGGUACGCCCUCUCGUUUCUUGGAUUUGGCUUUUACGGCGAUGUCAUCAAGCGCAGCGAGUCGAUGCGCUUGUUUGGACCCAUGCGGUACGACAUUGCCGGCUUUAGCGCCUUUCUUGGCAUGACGUCGUACAGCGGCAAGAUACACUUUUUACCAGCCUCGCGUGCAGAGUCCGCAUCGUAUGUGUACCACGCCAGCUCCAUGCCCCCGUCUGAUGUGGCUCAUGUCGACUCGUUUAGCAUGAGCACCGACGGUGGACUGGGUGUUGCCUCUGAUCGUGGUCGAAGUGUCAGCGAACUCAGCACUGCUCAGGUUGGCAAUCAAUCUUCGCUGCCAGAACUGGCCAUUGCCCGGACAAUUCCUCGCACCCGCAGCGCAGGUAGCGUGGACGAUGUAAAUUCGGACGACUUUGUCCUCUUGGACCAAGACGAUUUGCAGGCGAUGGAUGCACCGAGCGCCGCUUGUUUGGAUGAAGCUGCCUCGUCGGCAGCAUCUGCCGCCACUCCAGCCAGCAGCUUGACGCCAUUCACGACACAGCAACGCGCGCGAGCCGAAUCCUCGGCGUCAUUCGCCCCUGCUCUGCCUUCCGCCGCGCAGGCAGGUUCGCAACAUUCUGCUGCUCGCAACCCAAAGAAGAAGCGGGGCAAUACGGCCAUCUCGUCGCCUCAAACAUCAUCCGCCAUGGCGUGCACGGCCGAUUGCAGUGUGUGUGCAGCGCCGUCCGCGCACGCGUAUUUCAAACGCGUCGGCAGCGGCACCGAAGACGGCACCGCGGCCUCGCCCCACAUUCUCACACCCAGCCCAUCCGUUGGCCUUGACAGUGCAAACCUCUUUCCAUACACUGGAGCAGGCUCGGGUUGGGAGACAGUUGCUGGUGACUUUGUGUGCGUGAAUGCAGCCAACAUUUCGUGCAUGUGCGAGAAGGCGCCUCGCGGUAUUUCUCCCAACGCCCAUCUGGCGGACGGCUGUGUUGAUUUGAUUCUCAUCCGAAAGUGUUCGCGCUUUAGCUAUCUGCGACAUCUCAUCCGUCUUGGGUCGGGUGCGCAUGGCGGAACCACCUAUUUUGAUGCCUCCGGACCCGCUCCUUCUCUACAAGCUUCCGGUGUGGCUGCUGGUUCACCAUCUGCCUCGUCGUCUUCAGUCUCUGACACUGCUUCCUCGUCGUUGUCCUCUGGGAGCUCCAAUUUGGCAACGUCGGCCUCCUCGAUCCUGUCGUCGAUUCGUUCGGCAUUCGGGUCGCUUCGAGUGUCGCGAACCAGCUCGUCAAAGCUCCCAGAAGUCGCGGUUACUCCUGAUGGUGAACUGUCUGCAUCGGCUCCUGCCUUGAAUGCAGCUGAUCAAGGACUUUCCGGCUCGUUGACAACCGCCAUUUCGGAAACGCUUCCAGCAACUUGUGCUCCAAUGCCGGACACGCUGCUUGGUGACACUUCUGCAACGAGUGCCGAUGGGCUGCUUGCUGAUGCACCUUCUGCGUCGUCGAUGCCUGCUUUUGUUUCGGAAGCAGCCUUGUCUGCCACUGUCGUGGACUCGGCGCGAUUGGUAACGACAGACGCCCCGGCUCCAGCGAGGUCCUCAUCGUCGUCCUCGCUCAUUUCAACCGCGGCCAAGCUGCCACGGGAAGCGCUCAUCCACCAGCGAGCCGUUAGUGCGAGCCAUCUCGACUUGGAUUUUGUUUCUUCCGUCAAAGUCGCCGAAUUCAUCUUUGAGCCAGACACAUCCGCGCCCACCUCACCACAGCCGCCGACAGCUGACAAGACGAACAUUGGCGAGUCUCUUGAAGCGUCUGCUGCUGCAGCAGCUGAGCUUCGUAAAAAGGCGUCCAAGCCGACCGGCUGCUGGAACAUUGAUGGCGAAUUGCUGGAUGGCCGGCUGCCGGUGCAUGUGAAGGUGCAUCGCAAGAUGAUUCUUCUCUUUGGGCAAAAGCUUCAUCUUUGAAAAUGCACUGGUUGUUUGGCUUGGUCUUUGACAAUGUACUGCAUUGGCCAGUACUGCUUGUUUGGCUUGGGCUCUGAAGAAGGUGUUCAAGAACAAACUGCUUGUUUUUGAACUCAUUUGUGAAAAUAUGCUCCUUUUUUGUGUUUCACCCAAUCGAAUUCACUGUUUUGUGCGUUGUGCUGUUUAAAAAAGACGGUUAAUCGC
Molecule: messenger RNA, 3872 nt
Organism: Capsaspora owczarzaki ATCC 30864
Lineage: Eukaryota; Filasterea; Ministeriida; Capsasporidae
Product: ceramide kinase
Exons: 2
Coding region: 84-3668 (1194 amino acids)
Molecular function (GO): kinase activity
Source: RefSeq, a predicted model, not a curated record